CCCGGAGAGUACUGACUUUCCAUCGCACCAAAUGGUCACUACUACCUCAACUGCAGCAGAGCAAAAGAAACGUUACAACAACCUACCCUUACGCGCCAUUCCUUCCACUGCACUGCAUUCGCGAGCUACCUGUGCUCCAACUGUAUCUAGGGCUACUGGCUAGACAGUUGAGAUGCUUGCAGUAUCGCCGGUAAGGUGUGCCGAUGCGGACGAGUGUGGCGGAGGCGCCGGCAUGGAGAUGGAGGAGAUUGGGCCUGUGUCGGACCUGGAUUUCGACUUCACGGUCGAUGACAUAGACUUCGGGGACUUCUUCCUCAGGCUAGAAGACGGAGAUGCGCUGCCUGACCUUGAGGUCGACCCUGCCGAGAUCUUCACCGACUUUGAGGCGAUCGCCACCGGCAGCGAUGGUGUCAUGGACCAGGAGGUGCCCAGUGUCCAGCCCUUAACAGAUGCGGUUCACUUAGAUGCACUAGAUCCAUGCAGUGUUGUUCUUGGCGAGGACAAUACGACGCGUGCGGAUGUGGAAGAAGGGAAAGGAGAGUGCAACCAUGCUGAGGAGGUGGUACCCGGGAAUGGUGACUUUGGGGGCGGCGGUGGAACAGUCUUGGCUGAGGAGAAGUCGCCGUCUUCGACGACAUCGUCAUCGCAGGAGGCUGAGAGCCGGCACAAGUCGUCCAGCAAGCACUCUCAUGGGAAGAAGAAAGCAAAGGUGGAUUGGACACCGGAGCUUCACCGGAGAUUUGUUCAAGCGGUAGAGCAGCUGGGCAUUGACAAGGCAGUGCCGUCCAGGAUACUCGAGAUCAUGGGGAUCGACUCCCUCACGCGGCAUAAUAUAGCAAGUCAUUUACAGAAGUACCGGUCUCACAGGAAGCAUAUGCUUGCAAGAGAGGCGGAGGCAGCGAGCUGGACCCAGCGGCGGCAGAUGUACGCUGCCGGGGGAGCCUCCACCGCCGUGAAGAGACCCGAUUCCAACGCAUGGACCGUGCCGACCAUCGGCUUCCCUCCGCCACCGCCGCCUCCUCCUCCUCCUCAUCCCAUGCAGCACUUCGGAAGGCCGUUGCACGUCUGGGGCCACCCUACCCCAGGGGUAGAGUCGCCCCGCGUGCCAAUGUGGCCACGGCACCUCGUCCCUCGCGCUCCAACGCCGCCGUGGGCUCCUCCUCCGCCGUCUGACCCGGCGUUCUGGCACCACCCUUACAUGAGGGGGCCUGCGCAGAUGCCGGGUCAGAUGGCUCCCUGCAUGGCAGUGCCAAUGCCAGCAGCGCGAUUUCCUGCUCCACCGGUGAGGGGUGUUUUGCCUUGUCCACCUCCAAUGUACAGACCUCUCGUUCCUCCAGUACUAGCAAACAAGAGUCAACAAGAUGCGCAGCUCCAGCUACAGACACAGCCAUCAAGUGAGAGCAUAGAUGCAGCGAUAGGUGAUGUUUUAUCGAAACCAUGGCUGCCACUGCCCCUUGGCCUGAAGCCACCUUCAGUAGACAGUGUCAUGGACGAGUUGCAGAGGCAAGGUGUAGCAGAUGUACCUCCAGCUUGUGGAUGAUCUGGGAGAUGGAUGAAUACUCCAUAGCUGCUCGUCCCCUCAGUCCAACAAAAAGAAUUCGUCGACAUGCCUUUUUUUUCAUUUUCACCAACCAUCUACGGACCACUCUCUUAACUCGUGCAGGGUUAGAAAAAAAGUCUACCCUCAAGAGAAAUUAACCUGAGUGCAUCCAUGUACGAUGUGCUGUUUGUCAGAAUAAUGAAAUCUUCGCCCGGAUCAUCUGUACCUCAGAUUUUAAAGUUUUCUUUUCGCUAGUAAAAUGUCCGUGAAAUGCUACAAA
This is a messenger RNA of Setaria italica (foxtail millet), 1820 nucleotides long. Its product is annotated as probable transcription factor GLK1. Gene Ontology annotation, cellular component: nucleus. Bases 173 to 1540 code for a protein of 455 amino acids. The record is from RefSeq and is a predicted model, not a curated record. Lineage: Eukaryota; Viridiplantae; Streptophyta; Magnoliopsida; Poales; Poaceae. Gene Ontology annotation, molecular function: transcription cis-regulatory region binding; DNA-binding transcription factor activity. Gene Ontology annotation, biological process: positive regulation of DNA-templated transcription. The transcript is spliced from 6 exons.